Messenger RNA from Theobroma umbraticum, 3075 nucleotides. RefSeq names its product Tetratricopeptide repeat (TPR)-like superfamily protein. Gene Ontology annotation, molecular function: mRNA binding; protein binding. NCBI's taxonomy places the organism in Eukaryota, Viridiplantae, Streptophyta, Magnoliopsida, Malvales, Malvaceae. The record is from RefSeq and is a predicted model, not a curated record.
UCUGACUACUUCAGUCGCUGCGUUCAACAAGUCAUGGUGGUCUUCAGUUGAUUAAGAAAAAUUUGAGCUGCCCAUUUUUUCCCCAUUUAGUCUACUGCCGUUCAGUUUUAUUCGCGGUCUCUUGAAGCGGUUAGAUUGGAAGUUUCCUGUUAUCUGGCUGUUUCAUGAAUAAUCAUUUUCCAGGUCGUCAAUUCUCAACUUUACUUGAUUCUGUUAAAUUAAAACCCAGCUCUUUAAAACCCUUCAAUGAUGGGAUUUCAAGGAGAAGGAAUUGGUAUCCAAUUCCAAUACCCUUCAGAACAAUCCCUGAACCCAGAGGUCAAGACCUUGACUUUGUGAAUGUUGCACAUAGCCACCUUAUUCACUCUGAUUGGGAUAAGCUCAAUGCUUUGUCAACUCAUUUGACCCCAUUUAGGGUUAAGCAUAUUCUGUUGAGGAUUCAAAAGGACCAUGUUCUUUCUCUUGAGUUCUUCAAUUGGGUUCAAACUCAAAAACCCACUUCACAUUCCCUUGAAACUCGGUCAAUGAUUCUCCACAUUCUAACCAGAAACCAGAAGUUUAAAUCCGCAGAAUCUGUCUUGAGGAGUAUUAUUGCGUCUGGUUCAUUGGAAUUCCCGGCUAAGUUGUUUGAUUCGAUUCUGUAUUCUUAUCGAAUAUGUGAUUCUUCUCCUCGUGUAUUUGAUUUAUUGUUCAAGACUUAUGCACACACAAAUAAGUUUAGGAAUGCUACAGAUGCUUUUUGUCGAAUGAAGGAUUAUGGGUUUUUCCCUACUGUUAAGUCUUGUAAUGCAUAUUUGAGCUCGUUGCUUAAUUUACAUAGAGUGGAUAUUGCUUUGGGAUUCUACAGAGAGAUGCAGCGUUGCAGGAUAUCUCCCAAUAUAUACACUUUCAAUAUGGUUAUUCAUGCAUUUUGCAAGUCAGGAAAGCUUGAGAAGGCUGUGGAGGUGUUGAGAGAAAUGGAGAUUGUUGGUUUUAGUCCUACCAUUGCAUCUUACAAUACGUUGAUUAGAGGGCAUUCUGACAAGGGUCUAAUGAGCUUGGCUAUGAAGCUUAAAAACUCAAUGGAGAAGGAUGGUGUGCUUCCAAAUGUGGUUACUUAUAACACCCUUAUAAAUGGUUUUUGUAAGGAAGACAACUUACAUGAAGCAAACAAGGUUUUCAAUGAGAUGAAAGCCCUGAAUGUGGCUCCAACUGUUGUAACUUACAAUACUUUGAUAAAUGGGUACAGCCAAGCACGUAAUAGUGAGAUGGGCAACAGGCUUUUUGAGGAGAUGUCAAAGAAUGGAGUUAAGGCUGACAUACUGACUUACAAUGCAUUGAUACUGGGACUAUGCAAAGAGGGUAAGACAAAGAAGGCAGCUUAUCUGGUUAAAGACCUUGAUAGAGAGAACUUAAGUCCGAAUGCUUCAACAUUUUCUGCCCUUAUUAGCGGGCAGUGUCUCAGGAAGAACUCUGACCGUGCAUUCCAGAUUUACAAGAGCAUGGUCAGGAGUGGUUUCCAUCCAAAUGAACAUAUUUUUAAUAUGUUGAUUUCUACCUGUUGCAAGAAUGAGGAUUUUGAUGGAGCAGUGCAGGUAUUGAAUGAUAUGAUUGAUAGAUCAGUGGUUCCUGAUUCAGGUAAUUUAUCUGAGCUCCACAAUGGACUUUGCCAAUGUGGUAAAGAUCAAUUGGCAAUGAUCCUAUUCAAAAAGCUGGAAGAUAGACACCUGAUGCCAGAUGCUUUUGAUAAAUCCAAAACUAUCAGAUUCAGACCAGAAAAGGAGGGCAAGACAUUUUGAUAUAACUUGUAGAAUUCCAUAUGCUCUGAGGCUCAGGCCAUUACAAUGCUUUUCUUCAUGUCAAAAUUUCCUGCUUUGAUCCUAUAUCUGGAAGCUUCCACUGACAGUGGUAUGGCAAUUGAGCAAGCAGUAAUUUAAUAUUUGGGAUAUUGGAAAAUUUGCAUACAGGCAUCCUCCUAUCAUCUCCAAGUGGAAUAUAUUCAGAUUUUGCUAUGGAAGAAUCAAGUGAUUGACCUCAUUGAAACCAAUCAGCAUUGAUCCAUUGCCUGAGGUUGUCGUCAACACCCCCUUUGAGUGUUUUGCAAACUCUUUAUAGCUGGCAUUGCUGCUUUAACGGAUGAAGAAAUUUGAGCAAAGGUGGGGGUUCAAUGUUGUUCUGCGUCAAUGGUCAGAUGAACUGCUGUUUUGUCUGAUUUAAAGACUAUGUGGUAUGUGCUGUUGGUUUCCAUCUCUGUGUUUAAUUCUGUCUUUUAUUCAAAAGAAAAUUGUAGCAAAGAGUGACUAUAAUCAUUAGAGGUGCUUCAAGUUUUUCAGCUGGUUGGACACCAGGAAGUUCUCUUCCAGGUGCAUUUCUGUUUUUGCUGAAUGCACUUUGACAAAGGAGCAAAAGGAACAUAAGGUGUGGCUAUUAAGUGCAAGCCAUUCUUCCUCCUAACAUUUACUCCGAAGGACUCUCUCAUGUCAAGUUGUUCAGGUCUAAGCCCAUUUGGCAGUUUCCAAUUGAAUUGAUACAAAAACAAGGCAAGUGGAAGUUCGAUAUUUGCAAUACCGAAGGAGAUGCCUGGACACAUCCUCCAACCAGCUCCGAAUGGGAUGAACUCAAAGUUUGCCCCUUUGAAAUUGAUGGAAGAAUUAUGAAACCUUGCUGGUUCAAAGCGCCCAGGAUUAUUCCAGUAUUCUGGAACUCUUCCUAUUGCUCAUGCGUUAACGAUGCAUCUAGUCUUGAUAGCUAUUUCGUAUCCUUCUAUUUCGCAUCUUUCCCUUGCUUCUCUUGGCAGUAGUAAAGGAGCAGGAGGAUGGAACCUCAGAGUUUCUUUGAUAACUAAUUUCAAUUCUGACAUAGCCCAUUCCAUGGUUGUCGAUGAAGUAUCACCGCCUGCAGUAAACAUAUCCUGGAAAGAGAGAAGGAAAGAGUUUCAAUGUGAAACUUCAACGAUGGACAAAGUAAAAAUGCAAAAGGUGAAACCUAAUGCAGUGAAAAGAAAAGAUAUGGCAGCUCCAAAAUCAGAAUAUUAGUAUUAUGUACCCUGAGGUUAUUGUAAUUUUAUUAUUUAUCAAAAUUAAUUAUUUGGCUGCA